Meleagris gallopavo (turkey) is the source of this 4434-nucleotide messenger RNA. Its product is annotated as cathepsin E-A-like. Gene Ontology annotation, biological process: proteolysis. NCBI's taxonomy places the organism in Eukaryota, Metazoa, Chordata, Aves, Galliformes, Phasianidae. The record is from RefSeq and is a predicted model, not a curated record. Gene Ontology annotation, molecular function: aspartic-type endopeptidase activity.
CUACUUAAUGAAUCUUUUAAACUUCAGAAAACUAUUUAUUUGGGAUUUUCUGCAUUGUAGCUUAAUCAUUAUUCUGGCUUAUCAAAAAAAGUCACAAUGACCUUUUAUUGCUGCAUUUUGUACCUCUGCUGGCUUCACUGAAGGUCUGUUUGGAACACAAUGUGAGAUCAGUGCUUGGGAAAAAUAACCUUCAUGUUGUGGGAUAAUAAAGGUCUGCAUCUGCAAUAAAAUGAACAAUCCUGGGACCGUCUGAGAAUCACUGACUCAAUGGAAGAUGUGAGGCAGAGAUGGUCCCCUCUGCAGACCAACUGCAGAGCUCUGGAAGUCACUGCAUUUCUGGAGCUGCUCCUCAUGCCCUGCAACAUGGCAUUAGUGAUUGUCCAGAAGCAUUCGUGGCAUUUCAGGAAAAGUUCAAGUGAUAAACGUGCUCAGCACAGACGUUGUCUUGCUCCUGUCAAAGUGACAGUGCUGCAGCAGAGGGCUCUACUGUGCAUGGAGGGUAUGAGGGGGCUUUGUGAGCGGUGCUGCUGCUUUCUGAGAGCUCUACAUUGUAAAACUCUCUCUUUGGUCAGCCUGGUGUUUUAAAGCAAGGGGCUCGAAGAAACAGUUUUGAGAAUAGUCCUCACUAAUUGCUGCAAAUCAUUUGAUAUAGUUUAUUUUAAAUCUGUGGCUGGCAUUUAGAUCCCUUCUUCGCUCACCAAUGUUGUAUGUUUGUUCUUUUUUCUUCAUUGGAACAUCACCCAUAGAGCAGGUGAUGACUCCUUAUCUUGGCCAGGUUUUGUCAUUCAUUCUUUGUCAUGCACUUUCAGACUCCAAAGACUCAGAAAGUCCCAUAAGAAAGCAGGUUGGGUGCUAGGCCCCCUCCCAGGGGGCUGGUGGGCCGUUCUUUGCUGUCCAUCACAUCACUCUCUUUAAUUUUUUACUUUUCUGCCAGCCUGAGGCAAGCUCUGGUGCCAGGUGGGGUGGGAGCAGCCAGGAACAGUGGGGAAAUCAGUGCUCCAUGUAGAAGUAUCAGUUGUGUGUUCUGUCUUCUCUCUCUGCCUUUGACACUCCUGGCCUUCUUGUCAUUAAAGCAGGCUUGAAAAAUAGCUUAUGCAGAGGGCAGCAGGCAGCUCCUUGGGCCGUCUUUUCUCUCCUGUGCUAACAGGAGCCAAGAUUCCCCCAUUUAUUAUAAUUACGUGAACAAUACUAAUGAUUGUCAGUAAAUAUAUUUUUGGUCUAGACUGUGCCCUUGCAAUCUGUGCUCAGCUUCUCUGGGCACCAAUAUUUGCUCAAUCCAGUGCUUGCUCUGAGAACAAAUCCCUCUGCUUGCUGCCAGAGCUCUGACCUCCUCUGAUUGAUUGACCUGGGGAGCAGCUCCCUCCUCACAGUGGGGUAUAAAAAAGGGACUUCACAGGAAAUGAGUGUUAUUGGACUCAGGGCCAGCUGGAGCCAUGAGGGCCAUACUGCUGACUGUGGUUUACAUCCCCUUCACCAUGGCCUUGCAACGAGUCCCACUUGUUCGAUUCAAAUCUAUCAAGACACAACUUAAAGAAAAGGGAGAAUUGGAGGAAUUCUGGAGGAAUCAUCACCCUGACAUUUUUGCUCGGAGACACCUGUAUUGCUUCCCUCCAGAUCUCACUUUGUCAGUAGGAACUGCUUCAGAAAGGCUGUAUGACUACAUGAACGCACAGUACUACGGCGUCAUCAGCGUUGGCACACCGCCUCAGAGCUUCACCGUGGUGUUUGACACUGGCUCCUCCAAUUUUUGGGUCCCUUCAGUUUAUUGCAUCAGCGAAGCAUGCAGGGUGCACCAGAGGUUCAAGUCCUUUCUGUCAGAUUCAUACGAGCACGGUGGGGAACCCUUCUCCCUGCAGUAUGGCACUGGGCAGCUUCUGGGCAUUGCGGCCAAGGACACGCUGCAGAUCAGUAACAUCUCCAUCAAGGGACAGGACUUCGGCGAGUCGGUGUUUGAGCCAGGAAUGACCUUUGCCCUUGCCCACUUUGACGGCGUCCUGGGCUUGGGUUACCCCUCCCUAGCAGUGGGCAAUGCUCUGCCUGUGUUUGACAGCAUCAUGAACCAGAAGCUGGUGGAGGAACCAGUCUUUUCCUUCUACCUGAAGCGGGGAGAUGACACUGAGAAUGGUGGUGAGCUGAUCCUGGGGGGCAUAGACCACUCCCUCUAUAAAGGCUCAAUUCACUGGGUCCCAGUCACUGAGAAGAGCUACUGGCAGAUACAUCUGAACAAUAUAAAGAUCCAGGGUCGGGUGGCAUUUUGCUCCCAUGGCUGCGAAGCCAUCGUUGAUUCUGGCACUUCUCUUAUCACCGGUCCCUCGUCACAAAUCAGGCGAUUACAGGAGUAUAUUGGGGCAAGUCCGUCGCGUUCUGGAGAGUUUCUUGUAGACUGCAGAAGACUGUCCAGCUUGCCCCACAUCAGCUUCACCAUUGGGCAUCAUGAAUACAAGCUGACAGCAGAGCAAUACGUCGUGAAGGAGUCCAUCGAUGACCAAACCUUCUGCAUGAGCGGCUUCCAGUCUCUUGACAUCCCAACUCGCAGUGGUUCGCUCUGGAUUUUAGGAGAUGUCUUUAUGUCUGCCUUUUACUGCAUUUUUGACCGUGGGAAUGAUAGAGUGGGAUUUGCAAAAUCUGCUCACAGGGACGAUUAUUAGUGAAUUGUAAUAGCAUUCGUUCUGCAUCAGAAUAGAUGCUGAUAUAAUGAUUUUGAGCAGACCUGUGAAAAAGGAGUAAAGGUGAAACUGAACCAGAAUACAGACCUCCUCCUCAAGUUUUAAGUACUCGGGGCAAUCCUUGUCCCAAAUUACACAGUUUGAUUCAAUAUCUAUAUACUUACAACUGAGAUACAUGCACUUCCUGAAUAACUGGUGAACACCACAGCUGUCGAUGAAGAGAGCUCAUCUCAUCAUGUCGUGCAGCUCUGCAAGAGGGCAGGAAGGAUGAAAAUGCUGAACAGCAUAAGACUGAGAGUAUAGCAGUUAGAAAUGAGUGAAGCUAAUCUCAGGCUGGUUUGUUUUUUUUACCAUUUUUUAUUCCUGUGUGUCAUUUCCAUCUAAUUUCCCUAUUGACUUCAUUUUUCUCAUUGUGCUUUUGUUUUGGCAAUUUUGUCUCCUUCCUGCCGUGUACAUUCUGUUGGGUUUGCUCCAACCAAUUCAUAUGGAAAGGAGUGAUCCCUGAGUGAUCACCACGCUUUCUGACACUUUCUUGCAGAUAGCUUACAGCUCUCUCAAACCUGCUCUUCUCCUAGGUUUGUUCUCUUGACUUUUUACUUCUCCUCCUCUGGGUCUUGGUAUUCAAUGUCACUUGAUUCUGAUCUUCUGGGUUCAGGGUAUCUAUUUGCAUUGCAAAAACCACACUGCAGUCCACACAAGGGGACUUGCUGAACUUACUACAGUUGAUUGAGCCAAAGAAGAUUUACCUGAAUGAUACCUACUGGAAUAUUUGUUUUGAUUGUUAAAACCACUGCUGCCUCUGUACAUGUGAAUAAAACUUAGCCAAAUGAAUUCUGCUUUGGACUCAAUGCUGCCUUGGUUUUUGUUUCCUUGCAGUGGCUCCUGCCAUGCCAGGGAGGUUGAGAGGGGGUUGAGAGGAUCAGCAGCAAUUAAACAUACAGGUUGCUUGGAAAUCUAGGGGGGAGAGAUAGGACACACUUGUACUGCUCUUCUCUCCCCAGACCUGAAAUACCUGUGUGUGGAAAGCCUCAAGCGAGGCUGGUGAGAAAGGCCAUGACUUGAAGGCCUGUACGUGAAGGAUCAAAUUCUCUCCAUCAGGCCCAAAUGGUGUGUUAUCUCUCCCCUCCCCUCACAGCUGGGCCUGAUGUGAGGUGGGGCCAGGAGGGAGGUUACAAUGGUGGUAUAUAUGGAUAGUAUUCACCUUUGGUGGUGUUGGAGCAGUCUCAGCACCAGGCAUUGGGUACAGACUUGGUAACAUGGACCGGGACUAACUGAGUGGAGCCCAUGGCCUGGGCACAGCUGUAGGGCAACUAGGAACCCAUGCAGCUUUGGUGACCCUGGAAUAGAGACUGACAGCCAUGAGGAGGUGUCUGGAUGAGCUCUGCACACAGGCAGCACAGUGUCUGCUGGGGUCUUGGCAGGGUUACCAUCAUGGGCCUGAGAUUUAAGGCUUCAGCUGUAAGGCUUGUUAAGUAUUAACAGAGUGGGUUGGUUUGUGUGUAGGUAUCUCAGAGGUGCUGAUUUUGCCUUCAGAUAGGAAAUAUUUUCUCUCUCUGGUGUGUGUUUUUACAACUCUAUAUUUGCAACUACAUUAUGUUGGACUUUUCAUACCACAGCUAUCAGCCUACAGCAAUAGCAACUCAUUUGCCACUUAUUUCUUUUGUGGGAAAGUUUAAACUGUAUGAAUUUAGCAUUUAUCUCAUGCCUCCCAUGCCUUAUCUCCUCCUUGUGCAUAUCAUCCUUAGAGAAGAAUGACCAUAAGAAAACU